CAGAACCCAGUGAGUGCUAAGCAGAGAAUUUUAUAUCUUGCAGCUCCUCAAAUAGACAGGGAGGGACAGGCUGCUCCAGGGGGUGUGAAUGCAGGUGUGGCUGGAGGGUGGGACAUUAUGGAGACUGUUUUGGGAGACUUCCACACCGGUUGGUAUCUGUCUAUAAGAUUGGGUAAGUCAUUUAGAAAAAACACCAAAAGUGUCUGACUUCUAAAAACGAAUUCUGCAACUCACUCACUGCUAGUUAACCUGUUCAUGCCAGGGGUCCAGUCCUGUAACUUUGUAAUGAUAUGAUCUGGGGUUUAGCAUGGCACAGCAGUGAGUUUUAUUGCUGUGGAAUUCUGUGAAUCACACACUAAGCACUGUCUGCUUUUAGACUCUAUGUUCCUGAUAAAGAGGGUUACUAGGAGGAAUGGCUCACGUUAAUGGAGAUUGUGACCCCCCAUAGACUUAUUGUGACCCCCCCCAUAGACUUCCUAUGUUAUUGUUUUUGAGGUACUUAUUCUGAGGGCAGUAAAAGUUCCAUGAACAUAAGGUGCUGGUUCCUAAAUCUCUCUGAUCUGCCCAAGGUAAGUAAAAUGAUUUAAUUUACACAUAGAGCUAGUCACAUCACCAGCCAUGUAUGGGUUAAGGAUGUAUUCACUGAACAGGCGACUGAAACAGAACUGCACAAUUUAGUCCUUUUAGGAAAAACCCAAAUCCAACUUAGCUAGUCACAGCGUGUGUGUGUAUAUAUAUAUAUAUAUAUAUAUUAUCUAUUGCUAAAGUAAGCUAUGUUUAAAAGUGCGUGUGUGUAUAUGUGUGUCUGUGUAUAUGUGUGUGUGUGUGUGUGUAUAUAUAUAUAUAUAUAUAUAUAUAUAUAUAUAUAUAUAUAUAUAUCUCUACCUAUCUCCUCGUACCUGCUCCUGUAAGUAGAAUUUAUCUGUAUAAACACUGACUCACAGUGACUGGUGACAGGCACGUAUAUACGGUGUAAAUGUUUUAAAUACAGAACACGCACUCUUACUCACUUUGCUUUGAAUUAACCGUGUGUUCCUUAGUCACUAUACCACUGGAGUUCUGAUGUACUGAACAAGCUAGCGAUAACCCAAUUCACUCUAUUUACAAAGUUAUCACCCAGUGGACUCAGAUUGGUUUCCGUCCGAAUUUGGGGCGAUUUAGUGAUUGGUCGAAUUCACAAACUCUGAGCUGAAAUGUACCUGUUAUCAUAACCCAACCAUUUUCAUUUCAGUAACAAAAAUCUUCUGAGAUGGAAUGACGUUUUCCCCAAAUUUGGGAAUCCUGAUAAGGGAGGGAGGUUGGGGGGGGGAAACCAAAUUUAGUUACGUCUGUUACCCAGGUCUUCCACAAUUGUCAUUAUGGCUCUUAAAGGAACACUACUGGGUCACAACCACAAACAUGCAUUCCUGCCCCUCUAGUGUUAAAACCACCAUUUAGGUGGCUUGUCACCUUUAAACCCCCUUAAAAUGUAAUUAAAUUACCUUAUUUCCAACGCCGCGCAGAUUUGUUGGCUCUGGCAUCAUCAGAACUUGUGAUUUUUAGCCAAUCCAGUGCUUUCCCAUAGAGAAUUGUAUUGGCUAAAUCAGCAAGGGGGCGAGACGGAGACAGGGCCAAACCGCUGGCUUGAAUCAAUGCAUCUUUAUGAGGAAAAUUCAGCGGAGACGCUGGACGGCAGUGCCUUUCUCUGAAAAGGCUGUGUUUACAUGAAAAUGCCUACAGGGAAUGAUUAUACUCCCCAGAACAACUACAUUAAGCUGUAGUUGUUCUGGUGACUAUAGUGUCUCUUUAAAUAGUAAAAUGUUGUUGUUGUUGUUGUGUGUGUUUUUUUUUUUUUUUUAUAACAAUGAAUGUAAAAAUGUCACACUUCAUUAAAGAGAUGCUGCAGUGAUGAUUUAAUAUUAAUAUUAUUACGCAGCAUUGUUACAUUGCCUGCCAUGGUGGUGUUUUUGUAUAGCACAGAGUUUAGUAGGGUAUCUAUUACUGUCUUUAAAGGUAUAACCUCUAACGCUAUGUAAAUUACUACUGAAGAGGUUGCUGUAACUCCCAUCACUCUGUAAUGGAGCAGGUGUACCCUCCAAACAGAGUGUAUAGUCCUCACAUUCUCUCUCCCUGUGGGCAUGAGUUAGUGGGUACACUUACUACCUGCCCACGGACCCCAAUCUUAUCCUAUUACACACCGUGCUAUAAUCACACCAUGUUUGACUAUAGCAUCAUUAUAUUGACUAUAGCAAUCAUAUUUUGACUUUUGAAUGGUUUAAAGGCUCUCUUUUGACAUUGUAAAUUUUAAAGGAUAAAGUGUAAUUGUCUUUAUCCUGGUACAUAAUCCAAUAUGGCUUAACAAUAUGAUUUCAUAAUAACUAGCUGUUAAAUAUGAGGCCAGAUCUGGUGUCUCUAGGCCUGUCUCUUGGUUCCAGGCUAUUUGGGGAAUCAAACAGAAUCCCUUACAAUGUUGGUUUAAUAAGGAAUAUAUAUAUAAAAAAAAAAAAUAUAUAUAUAUAUAUAUAUAUAUAUAUAUAUAUAUUUUUUUUUUUUUUUUUGUAGGAACCAAAGUCACCAACAGCAGGAGUGCCAAGGGUUAGCCAUUACAUUGGCAUGGAGGAUGGCUCAUUAACGUAAUACCUCUGAAGACAUCGGGUUUGUUUAUCAGUCAACAAAAAUGUAUAAACAAUGUGUUAAAAAUCGCACCAACAUUUAACUAUCAGAAUUCUGUGAAUGUUUCUGUAGCUGGUCAGGGACCCAGGGUUAGUUUUGCUGGAUCUGCAUGAAAAACAGUUCAGCAUUUAGUUUGACAGUCACAAACUACAGCCAUAAUACUGACUGUAAAAAAUUCAUGGAUAGUACAAUGAACGCAGUAACAAUGACAUUCACAUUUUUUUUGCAUGAAUAGGAACAUGCAAAGAAAACAAAUCAGUGGUUAGCACAGGGAACAGUCAUUGAGGGCAAAACCAGAGUAUCGAGUAUCUAUAACCGUGUCCUGUCAGAAAAAGACGUGUGGUGAGACGUCACUCAGUUGUCAGAGAAACAAAACAUUUAACAGCGAGUAAGGAGACCAUGGAGUGUAUGCCUAUCCAAAGGUUGUUAAAAGGCCUUAGCAGGAAAGGAUGGACUGAGAGACUGAACAAAAUUUUAAAAACGGAGUUAAACUAAACUUAACUAAGCUAGGUCACAGUUCGCCGCCCAAUCCCCCAACUCUCACUACUGAGAUGCCUAAAGCACCCGCCAGCACCUCCGCCGAGAACCAUGCCGUGUACUCCAGUGUGGCCCUCACCUUAGAUUUAAAAUAAUUUUUACUGAGAUGAUGAUAAAUCCUGGUAUGUGCGUCCCAGUUACUCUGAAAGUUAGACGCUCACAGAGAACUCUCGAUUUACAAGUAGCUGCUAUCACUAUGUGACUACUUUUUAUUUAUUGGACUCACUAAUUAACACAGAGAAACAAAGUGACCAAAGUGCAGUAAAAAAAAAAACGAUAAAAAUCUAAUGUUGACUUAAGGUCUCAUUAAAUUUAAUAGAAACCUGUUCCUUGACAGAGUAGUAAUAUCAAAUUACUUUUAUUAUUUGUAGAUGCACUAUAGACUAUAAGCUUGUUUGAGCAGGGUCCUCUUCAAUCUAUUGUUCCUGUAAGUUUUCUUGUAAUUGUCCUAUUUAUAGUUAAAUCCCCCCCUCUCAUAAUAUUGUAAAGCGCUACGGAAUCUGUUGGCGCUAUAUAAAUGGCAAUAAUAAUAAUAUUAGAUUAAUAUUUCCUGGGGUGUAAAUUCGGUGUUCAAACUUUGACAAAUCCUUUACCUCCUCCAGUUUUCCCCGUCUCACCUUGUACAACUAGUCCGUCCAGUCUGCUAUAAACCUUUCAUCUCACUAUUUGACAACUUCCACAUUUCAUUUACUUAUGUAAAUAUUCUACAUUGUUGGUGCACCCAGCAAUCAUUCAUCUCUUCUGAACACAUUGCACCUAUACCAAUUAUACCACAUUCCCAUUAUACGCUAAGCUCUUUUGUGGCAUGUUGGUAAUUAAUAAAUAAUAAUACCAAUAGGUCACCUGGUCGCAAAUGUUUUGGCAUUAGGCGUAACAUGUUCCAGCCCUAACUGCUUGUUUGCUGUUCCUUAAUGAUACCAAGGGUAACUGUGAUAAUUAUUAAAGGGACUCUAUAGUCACCAAAACAAAUUUAGCUUAAUGGAGCAGUUUUAGUGUAUAGAUUAUGCCUCUGAACUCUUACUGCUCAGUUCUCUGCCAUUUAGGAGUUAAAGGGACUCUCCAGUGCCAGGAAAACAAAUCUGUUUUCCUGGUGCUGCAGGACUCUGCAGUGCCCCUUCCCUCCCACCUCCCAUACCAUGUUGCUGAAGGGGUUAAAACCCCUUUAGUCACUUACCUGAAUCCAGCGCGGAUGUCCCUCUGUGCUGGGGUAGGCUCUGCCAAUGCUCCUUCCCUGCCGACGUCAGCCCUGGGCUCAGUUCUGCUCAGAGUAGCGGUUUCUGGGACUUAGUUCAAUAACCGCUUUCAAAUGACAAACCCUAUAACUUAAAGGGACACUAUAGGCGCCCAGACCGCUUUAUCUCAUUGAAGUGGUCUGGGUGCAGUGUCCCUGUCCUUCUUAGUCCUGCAAUGUAGAACAGUGCAGUGUUUGAGAAACUGUAAUGUAAACGUUGUGUUCCUAACACCAUAGAAUCCCUUUAACACCCAAACAUGUUUGAUUUGCUUCCUGUUGACAUUUACAACUGUGCAAAGUGUUACUAAACACUGCUGGCUAGUGGGAGGGAAUGUAAGCAAACUGUGCACAUGUUCAGGAACCAGCAAGCAGGAAACCUAGAAUGGGGACACACGAGACAGGGUAAGGAUGCAAAAUGCUGCAAAAAUUUUAUUUAGAAACUAAAUGUAUAUUUAAAAAAAAGUAUAGAUAAUUAUUAAAAAAAAAGAUAUAAAAUGCAUUAGAGUUGUGUUGGUGCCUGGAGUGUACUUAAACCGCCAUCUUUAUGCACCUUUUAUUUCAAUAGUCCAUUAACCCUGUAUAUGCUGCUAUAUGCUUGCUAUUUUGUAGCUAUUUGUUUCUUUUCAAAACGGCGCUCUCUUACUGCCUGCAGAAAUGGACAGCUGCAAAGUAGGGAGAAUUAAAUCAGACACUUUUCUUUUUUUUAAAUUAGACUAACAUGAUUCUGAAGACAAGUUCUUGGAGAGAGUGAGAGUGAGAGUGUGUGUGUGUGUGUGUGUGUGUGUGUGUGUGUAAAUUUCUCAAAUAUAAGUAAAGUGAGCGUGAUUUAUAUAAGGUUUUGAUAGUGUGUGUGAGAGCCAGAAUCUACAUUAAGUCCUUCAUUUAUGGUGCUGAAAUGUGUGAUCAUUGUAAUUUCAAAUGCCUUCCUUUCGUACUUUGAUCCUGAGGAUUUGGAUGGAGUGAUCAGUCUGGGUGAAGUGAUGACCAACUGGGGUACAAUACUUGUUUUCCUUGUAAUUCUUGUGCCAUUCUGUGUGCGCUCCUGUUCUGGUUUCAGUUUGCUGUAAACCAAGCUUUGUCUCGGGUUAGGUGGUUGUUUGAAUGCUAGCAUGGGGGGGGCUCAGGAAAUAGUUCCUCUGAGAUUAAUGGCUCUGGGUCUUUUAAUAAUUAUUACACACUUCUUCUAGAGUUGGGUUGUAAGUAACUACCAGCGGGAUCCUUGUGGUGUAUUUAGGGAUAGAUUUUAUUAUUUUUAGCUAUUGUUUCCUUGUAUCUCUUUUGCCGAAAUGACCCUGACUCUGUACUCAGGUGUUUAUCUCUGCCCCCAGUGUCUGAACAAAUGCGGUGAUAUCUGAUGACUGUAGAUGAUACCUUGUUUGGUGUGAUUGGGAUGGGACCUGGAAUUGUGCACUGUACCUGUCUGUGUGUGUUCUGUACACAGAUGAAUGAAGAAUGCCUAGUGUGAUGGUUAAAGGAAGAUUACACUAUGUUUUUAGAGGUUCAUUUUGAGAUUUAUUGAUGGGUGGCAAAUUAAAUAAUUUCUGGAAGUCUAUAAGGCUUUCUUCUCCUUCGUUCCAUAUUUGACACCCCACUCACCCUCUCCCCUUUUCUAACAUCGGGUAUUUUAAAUUCGAUCAUUGAUCAGUAUUUGCAAAGGGAGUAAAGCUCUUGAAAGCUUGUGUUUUCUUUUAGUGUUAAGUUAGUCUAAUAAAAAGUUAUCAUUGCAUACUGCAAUACGCUGGUAUUUUAUCAAUAUAUAAAUAUCUGUCUGCGUAUGUCCAGCCUUUCCCAAGUACUAUUAUCCUGUUGACCUAUUACCUGAAAGUUACAUUUGUAGGACUGCUGUAGAUCUUUAUUUGUUCUCUUAUAAAGUAGGGCAAUGUUUAGAAGCACCCACUCCAUUGAUCAGGUACGUAUGUUAAUUUAGUAACACACACGGUAAUAACAAUAUACUUUGUUAAUGUAUACCGAGCUGUCUAAUAACACUGGUCCUGCUAUGCGUGUCUGUCUGUUUGAGUACAAAAGCUGUAAUAAAAUACGUAAUGCCAAAUGUCACAAUGUAGCCCAACUGAAAAUGACGUCUUCGUUCCAGUGGCGAAGAGUUACUGUGAAUUCUCGCGAUGCAGGAAGCGCAUUCUUGCAGAUUUCCUGACUCUCUUCCUGCUGCCCAGGAUGUGACGCAAGUCUCAGGAUAAGGUGAGGCUUAAAGAACUCUGUAGAUGUGAGGCAUUCCCCCUGCCAGCUGUGAGACAUCUCUACCCAUUGCGAGACAUCCCACAACCGCUGGCUGAUACGUCCAACAACUGAAAAAAGAUAACACUGUUGACAAACCACCACUGCACAGAGCUGAAGGAAACACACUGGACCACAAAGAGUGGACCUUCCUGGAAUCCAAGAUCUGUCUCCUGGAGACAUCCCAAACACUUGAGAUGAGGAGAAGUUAAGGUGGCCAGUCCUGAUGCCUCUGCCCUACCUUGUUGACACCCGUUAACCUUGUGAGUGUGGUUUGCAUUGUGUGAUUUGUGUUUAUAAUGCCUUUCGAACAUGCAGAUAUGUAUAAAGAGCAACUCUGGGGAAAGUACUGAAGUGGUCAACCAAGGGUAUGUUGUUAUCCAUAGCACCACUUCUAGGGAGGCAUGCAAUAAAGGAACACGCAAAGUACCAUAACCAUUACAGCCCACAAUGCCCUGGCUUCUUCCUAGUAUAAUUUCGGCAAAUUGUAUUGGAAAGGAUUGACAGGUUACCUGGGUCUCAAUGGACGCCUGCGGCCGCAUGCCUUACUUCCAGAAUCUCCUUUUCUGAGCGGUGCCUGUGUAUCAGCCGUGUUUACUGAAUAGAGAGAGACAUCUGGUUUCUUCUGCAGGAAAUGACCAAAUGGUGCUUUGGUGCCCAGGGGACUGAGGUAAAUUGUUAAACUGGCAGAGAAUGGUUUAACAAAUUGCACUGAGAUGGCGUCAGGCUGUAGUGGUUAUGGUGCUUAAAGUGUCUCUCUUACAAACUAAAGAAAUCGGCAUUACAAAAAACAACCUAUAACGGUGAUUGUUCAUUGUAAUUGCAUAUUAACAAGAAAACAUGUUGCAGCAAAUUUAAUAGUGCUGUUGAUGACUGUAACCCCCCUCACCACCACCAAAAACCUUUUAAACUAUUAUAAGGACACAGUAUAUUAAUGAUUUAGUUGCAGUAAUGUGUGUCCAGAGAUCAAGUACAGAAAAAUAAUAUAAACAAAGGAUAUCUAUUGUUGAAUUUAAAAAUAUAAAUAAAUGCGCAUAAAAAUAACAAAUUAUAAAAAAGAAAGAACAUACUUCCUAUUUUGUGGAUCUAUUUCCCCCACUGAAUUAAGACAUUUUUCUCCAAAAUUACUAUAGUUGCUAAAUGUUACAAAGUCGCAUUUGUUGCCCUUAGUGCAAUGAGGAGAGAUUUACUAAACAUUUUUUCCCAUCCUGUCUGAAAAUGUUUCUGCUUUUUCAAAAUCUUCCUAUCUUUUUAUGUUUGUAUUUUUAGGCUUUGUAUAUUUAUAACUUAUUUACCGUACUAUGUGUUAUAUUUACUUUAAAAUAAUUAUUAGAUAUAACCGGUCAUGUUCUUGUUAAAAGAACACAGAGAAUCAGUCAUUGUUGAGUGAACACUUCUGAUGGUGUCUGUGUUCCAUACGGCCUUGUCAGUGACUUUGCACGGAGUUAUUAUGUCUGUUAACGUCUGGCCUGUCUGUUUGUCUUAUGUUUAGUGUGUGCUUACACACAUGAUCCCACGCACACUAAGGAGAGCACUGGAGGAAGUGAGGCGGGAACACAAAGCGCGAGAGGCCCUGACAGAGGUGAGGCUCCCAUUGACUUUAUAAUGUGUUUAGCGGAUUGGGAGAAGGACAGCAAGAAGUCCAGGGAAGGUGGAAAAAUCUAUUUUUGUUUUAUUUUUUAUUACAUCCAGUUCUAUCCUCAUAUAUCCCUGUGUAUACUGUAAGCUAAUCUUAAUAUAACGUUUAACAUUGUAAUUGUAGGUAAAGUGGUAUAAUCACUGGUUACCCAUAAAACAAUAAACAAAGUCCCUGCCUCUCUGUGCUGCACUGUCACUCACACUCUCUGUCUGUGCUGCACUGUCUGUCACUCACACUCUCUGUCUGUCCUGCACUGUCUCUGUCACUCACACUCUCUCUGUGCUGCACUGUCUCUGUCACUCACACUCUCUGUCUGUCCUGCACUGUCUCUGUCACUCACACUCUCUCUGUGCUGGACUGUCUCUGUCACUCACACUGUUUGUGCUGGACUGUCUCUGUCACUCAUGCUCCCUGCUCUUCUCUGUCUGUGCUGGACUGUCUCUGUCACUCACAUUCUCUCUGUGCUGCACUGGCUCUGUCUCUCACACUCUGUGCUGCAAUGUCUCUGUUACUCACACACUGUCUGUUACUCACUCUCUGUGCUGCACUGUGUGUUACUCACUCUCUGUAACAUUGCCGGUUAUUUACUGGCAAAGCCGGUAUUUGAGGCAGUCUGACUGGUGCCUGUAUUGCAAAACACGGGAGAACGGUGUGAGAAAUGGGGACAGAAUAUCCACCUCUAUUAAACAUGUCAUCCACACACCGCUGUAUGCACACAAUGACAGACACAGGAGACACCCCACACAUUCUCAGUAUACAGACACUGACGCACACACUGUUAUACACACACUUGGACAAAGUAUCCACACCAAGACCUACCACAGUCAGACAACAGUAAUGCACACAUUGGAAGUCGUUUAUUUGGGUGAUUUAGGGAAUUAUCCUCUUACUGUUUUUUCUGAUAUAGCUCCCUGAGAUGUUGUGUUCUGUGAUGUCACAUAUUUUUAAUUAGUCAUGAAAGUUAGCAUUGACGGUAUAUAUUCCCCCUCCCACCCCCACAGAAAAAGGUGGCAAUUCUAGCUGUAACACAAGGUUGUCCAAAGCUGUCCCUCCAGCUGCUGCAUGGCAAAAAAUACUGAACCACCUCUGAGCGAACACCCCUAUUACAGAGCUUCUACUGUCUAAAGAUUUGUCAACCUUUUUGGCAAUUAUAGUAUUAACUUACCUGUGUAGCAGUCGUUGGCAUUUUCCCUGCGGUAACACAGGCUCUCGUUUGUAUUGAUGCCCUUAGCUUGUGGCUAGAAUUCACAUAGUUGGCAGCAUUAGAACAGAGCAGGAACUUCCUUUGUUAUUGUUCCUUCUCUUCAACAGUCAUGCAGGGCACGUGGGGGCCAUCUUGUGUUUUAUAAAUGGCCAGUCUAUCCAACUGCCUCUAAAAUAAGGAGACUGGUAUAAACCUGUAUAUGCUUAUUGGUAAUAUCACUGCUUUUUAACCCUUUGCUAAUAACCAGAGUCAUAACUGCCACUGGACUGUCUUUUUCGGGUAUAAGACGACAAAAAACAGCCAGUGCUUAAUCAUACAAACCAAGCCAAGCCUCCUUUAACCCCUUUAUGACACAGGGUCAUCCUAAUAUAAUUGUGUUUAUCUGACCUUUUGGCAACGAAGGGACGUGAAACCCCAAAACUUUGUCCAAACAUCAAAAACACUAACCAGACAGAGUAGCAAAUCACUGCCCUCAAAAAGCAUUGAUUUAACUAUGGAAGUGCUGAAACAUAACCUUAUAGUGGCUGGAAUUCCUGUCCCUGCAAUGAGUAUGAGAUGACUAAAAACUAGGGAUUGUCUCUGGGUGUUAGUGACGUAUAGCAGGGAUUCCCAAUAAGCAUUUUACACCUUUUUGUUGUCGCUGUUCUAAUUUGAUUUUUGGGAGGGACACAGGAGCUAUUUCUGAAUGAGGUGCAAAUCUGAUCCUGAGAUAUGUGUGUGUGUCAAGUGCAUGCUUUGUAUAGGAGUUCAGUCUGUGCGUGUAAAUUAUAUAUGCACAUAGAUAAACCUCCUUGAAUAAACCGGUUCUGCAGGGUGUGUUUGACUCUCCAUGUGGAAGCGUGUUAUUCAGGAAGUUACAAAUCCAGACACCCAGGAAACUGGAGUCUCUCUCAGAGCGUCCGUCUGUCUGUCCCCCUCGUCUUUCUUUCUUUCUUUCUUUCUUUCCAACCUUUACCCACUGGUAGUUCCACUUCCUCUAUCUCUCACCAUCUUUUAUAGCCUCUUCUUACAUCUGCCAAUUCUUUUCCUGUGUCACCUAUUCUGCAUUCAUGGAAACCCUACCUGCUGUCCCCCUUAAACCUGUUCCGCAUCCCCCUUAGUGUUCUCUUCCCUCACCUCUCCCCUCUUCUCCUGGUAGAAUUCUCUCCCUUUCAUUCGCAUUAUCCGUCUAUGAAUUUGGGUUUGUGCGUUUCACGGGGUGUCCCCAGUGUCACUUCCAGGACGAAGUGGUACUGUCUGCCGGGUAAGGUAAGCGAUGCCAUGCUGCUUACUGUUCAUUCAGGGUUUUUACUAAAAUAAUAAUUAUCAGGAAUUCAAAAUAAAUUUAAAGUAAAUUUCAAAUGUAAGGCCAAAAAAAGCCAUAGUGGAAACAUUCUCCAUCAGCUAUGCUUUUGGAUCGGCUACUUUGACCUUAGAUUUGAAAUUCACUUUUCAUUCCCUUUUGAAAUCCCAACAAUGCUCAAUUUAUUAAAUAACCCUGAUUGUAUUAUAUUUCAUUUUUAUAUGCCACUUGGACACUUAAAGGUCAAGGUUAAGUUUAUAUAUACAGAAGGAUGCACACCAGUCCAAGUCUACAAAAAAAUUCAAUACUUUAUUGAAUAAUACAAAAACAUUUAUAUAAAAGAAGUGACAGAGGCUAUUAUAAUACACAAAUCAAAUGAAGUAAACUAUACAGAACUUAGUCAAAGUCCCUAAGAGCUGGACACGUGUAUAACCUAUGACCCCAACAUUUUGGCACCUGAAAAUGUGCCGGUCUCAAGGCACAGCAAGGUUUAGUUUGACCACAUGCAGAUAACCUAUUUAAACAACGGGUCCCAUGUUUUAUGGAAAGAGAGGAGCUGUUUGAUGUACAAUGGCUAAUUUCUAUAUUGGCAUUUAGUUAUUCUAUAUAAUGUUUUCAUUUAAAAAAAAUAAAUCUAUAGAUAUAUGUAGAAAAGACCAGAAGUCCAUACAUUUCCAGAAUAACUGUAUUGAAAAUUGGGUCCAUUUAAGGCAAAUCAGACACGUGAUAUUUGGGACAAAGGCCAACCAACCUCCAGCAUGAGAUGUAUUUUGUUUUGUUCUUUUUAUUCUUAUUGUUAUUAUUAUUUUUUAUUUUUUUAUUUUUAUUUCUUAUGAAAUCCAGCGCCAUUAAAGAGUAUUUGAUAUGACCGUGUCUUUGUUGUAACUCAUAUGGACAGAGGAGGGUUUAUGGUUGACGAGCAGUGAAGGUAUCCCCUGUAAGGAUUAACAAUUGUCUGAAAGUGGUCCUCCCUGUAACAGCCCCCUUGUUGAACCACCUAAUGUGCUAAGGAAGAAAUACUCACCUUGCUAACUUGUCUCUUCUGCCAAUUAUUGGGCUUCACUUUUGGUCCCAUUUAGAGUCCUUAAACAUGCAGACACCUGGGAAAGUUAAUGUUAUCAUUCUUUUUUCGAGUUGCAAGUCAGCUGAGUAAUUCAUUGUUUCUUAAUCCAAAGUUUGAGACCCAAAAUUAGAUUCUCGUUUGUUUGUGCGGACUUAACUUGUUCAUCUAGCACUGAACUGCAUUGGGGCAGUGUGACAAAGUCUAAUUAUGGAUGACUGGAAUACUGAAAUAUGAAUCUCUAACAGAGCUGUUCACUAAAGUGAGAAUUGUCAGAAGUUCAAAAUAAAUUUUCAAAUUUAAAGAAAAUCUAUAAUGUUAGAAUACAAAACUGUAUUCCUAACACUAUAGUGCCCUCUGCCCCCAGCUCCCCCGCACUCCCCCUACACUUACCCGAUUUUAGCCCCCAUAUCCCUUAGCACUGGGUCACGCUCCAACUCUGCCAGCGUUGGUUGAGGAGGGUAUUUAGAAUAUUUAUGAAAUACUCCUUUCGACUGUGUUGGAAUUUCACUGACAUUCCAGCCCAGUCAAGAGAUCUACAGAGACUACGUUGCUUCUGCAUUUCUCCUCCACCUGACUUUCUUAGAUUUAAGGUGGAAUCUAAGAUCAAUCCCGACAAUCAUCUGAAUUGGCUGUGUCUGUGGAGGAUCCACCAUAGACCUGAAUGCUGUACUCUCACGCAUGCAGCGUGAGUAAGAUGGCCGCACCCACAAGGGACAGUUUCAGGUAAGUUAUCUCACCUCUACCUGCCCCCCAAGGCCACCGGACCACCAGCGGCGAUGUCACCAUCGGGGGAUUUUGAGAUUUCGGCAAAAGCCUUAAACAGUGACGCUUUAAGGUCAAAAUCGCCGUGAAAGUUGAAACAUACUCUAAGGCAGCUAUGCCUUCAGCUUGGCUACACUGACCUUAAAUGUGAAAGUCACUUUGUAAAUAACAAAAUAACAUCAUAGUGUGUGCUUUUGACAUUGUACAAUGCAGAGUGGCACGCUAAAUAAUGUGGGUGUGUGGCUAAAUCCGUGUGCUGCACCCUGAACUAGAAAUGGUUGUUUCGUUUUCUAUUUAAUGCUGUUUUUGUUUUUUAGAAUUUGCACCAUGAGGGAGAGGAGGAGCACGAAGGAGUUGUGUACAGUGUGUAUCUGCGCUCCACAAACUCUCAUCAGGUAACACACCUUUUCCUAGCUAGGAAGUACACCUGGUUUAUAUCUUCAUGUGUGAAACCAUCCAUUGUGCAGCAUUCCUCAAAAUCACCUCUGUGUCAAGAGUUUAAUAUAGACUUUCACUAUAGUAAAACAGGGCUCAGCUGGAUGAGGUUGAUUCAAUCUUUAUUGGAUAACCUUCCAAGUCAUUACUUGUUCUAUAUCCCUCUUAGUGUAUUUGUGCUUCGUUGCUGGUUGUUGUGAUUUUGUAGGGUAGACCUAUGUCUUGGUGUGUCUAUGUUUCAUGCUUUACAGGAGUCAGGAGAUGUGUUAAUUUUUAUGUAUGUGUAAAUAUCAUUUUUAAUUUUAUUUUAUUUUUUUAAAUGUAUUUUUAAAUGGUUAUUAUGGAAGUGUAUGGUAUGCACUUUUCCAUUUUUUUAAAUUUAAUUUUAUUUGUGUGUGUGUGAGAUUUAAAGAAUAAUUUUAUUCCUAUCUGCCUAGGCUCCGGUUAGAGUUAAACUGCUUCGGGCUGGCACUCUUGUAAGACUUGUAUUGCACCUCCUGGAUGCCCGUGCCUUGGGGGACAGUACAUAUAUCCCAGCAUUCCUUGCAACGUACCGUGCCUUCACCAGUACUACCGAAGUGCUGAGUAUACUACUAGACAGGUGUAUGUCGUUAUAAACAAUAAAUACGCUCUGAAGCUAAGCACUCCUAAAUAACCCCUUAAUGACGUUGGGCUUAAAUACCUGUAGGAUGGCAUGGAACGCAAGCAGCUCUUUAAACACCUCUUAGGAGAGACCACACUUUUUCUGAGCUGCAGACUGCUUUGGGGAGACCCUUCACAAUCUGAAUAGACCCUGGCAGCGUUUCCCAGCUUGUCCCCAUUCGAUUGUGACCAGUGCUGGACUUUGCUAGCUGCCCAACACCAGUCUCUGUUUAAUCGUUUGGGAACCAGGCUCAUUCAGAAUGACAGUGUAAUUAUGAAAAUGGCAAGUAGAUGGUGGUCACAGACAUGAUCUAUGGUGUUCAAAUAUUAAAAAAAACAUUUCUAAUAUCAUUAUUGACGUUAGCAGGGUUAGAGUUCGUAUUAGCGUUGGGUAAGGGGUUUAGUUUGUGUAUGUCUAGACAUAUUGGGCAUUUAACAAUCAGGACUGAUAUGUGAACCUAUUUUGAGUUCUUAAUAACUAGCAAUGGAUAUCUAAGAAUUAUUUUAAGCAAAAAUAUGGAAAACAAAAUAGUCCUCCCCGUCCCCCCCAUUUUAUUUACAUGUAAAGUUGUGUUAGGUAUACAUAUAUGAUAUUAAUUGAAAGCCCUUUAUCUCCUUUUAAAAUGAUAUAUAAUGUGUAUGGGGACACUUGCAGAGAAACCCUAAAACUAAGGUGGAACAAACCUAGAGCUCAAAUUCAAGGUUUUGUUUUGGUUCAGAAUGGGGAUAAUUGCCUCCGUCCUUAAGGGGUUAAUAAAGGAAGGUCCUACCCUCUGAGUUAGUCACACUCUCGCUCCUACUAAUUAAAUUGCCAGCUCAUUCUUCCCAAACUAAUUUACACGUUUUUAGACAUCUGGUGCGAUGGCCCAGCGUCCUUACUGCUGCCGUUUAAUCUUCUGUUUUUUUAAUUCCAAGAUAUAAAAGUUCUAUUUCUAUUUCAAUCUAUCUUUAGUUCACACUGUGCUUACUUUCCACCUCCAUUGCCUUUCUUUUAUUCUCUUUUUCACCCCAUCCAUUUCAUCGUUGUUUUUAUUUUUUUUUUUAUUUGAACUUCUUUGCCUCUGAUGAUUAAAUAGGAAAGUGCUUGCCUACAGGUGUCAAUUGGUUAAAACAUAACAUUUAAUACAUUUGUUUAAAAGCUUGCCGUUGAUAAUCAGCAAAUAAAUCAAAAAUUAUUAUUAAAUUCUAAAGCUAUUAGUUUAGAACAAAGGGCAAAAAGAAAAAUGUAUAAAGAAAAUAAAAUAAAAAAAGGGACUAUUGUAGAAUAAUCCUAAUUAUUACUGAGAUUACAGCAUGAGUCCAAGUAUAAGUAAUUAAUAGUGUACAUUCAGAAAUACCAGUGAAAAUGAAGCUGGUAAUUAUAAGAAACACAAAAUAUCGAUAGAGUAAAAUAUAACCACUAACUAUAGUUUAGUAUACUAUUGUAUCAAUUUCCCUUGAAGGGAACGAUCAGUGUAACUGUGCUAGGUUAUACACUCUAUAGGAGAGGAACUCCGCCUGAACAUCUCCUGUCCGAUACAAAAAUCGGAUUGUUCAAUCCCCCUUGAAGAGUCGCCUUACUGGAGAAACACGUGUCGGGGCUCUGCUCUGCACUAUACUCUAGAAGUCUAUAACGAUUACUUCAAGACAUUUGUUUUUUCAUUAGAUCUUAGACACUAUGUCCUCUGCAAUAGAGAUAGGCAGGGUAUUUGCAUGACUUUCUUUUUCUCAUAUUAGUGCUAAACUUAGACUAGCAGACAGUUUCUUAUACAGAUUAGAUGCCCUUAAAGGCACAACUUAGCAACUCAGAGUAUUAUCGGUGAACAGCACUAUUUGGGAAAAGAGUCAUGUAUUGAACAAUCCGAUUUUUGUAUCGGACAGGAGAUGAGUUCCUCUCCUAUAGAGUGUAUAACCUAGCACAGUUACACUGAUCGUUCCCUUCAAGGGAAAUUGAUACAACAGUAUACUAAACUAUAGUUAGUGGUUAUAUUUUACUCAAUAUCGAUAUUUAGUGUCUCUUAUAAUUACCAGCUUCAUUUUCACUGGUAUUCCUGAAUGUACACUAUUACUUACUUAUGCUUGGACUCAUGCUGUAAUCUCAGGAUUAUUCUACAAUAGUCCUUUUUUAUUUUAUUUUAUUUAUACAUUUUUCUUUUUGUCCUUUAUUCUAAACUAAUAGCUUUAGAAUUUAAUAAUAAUUUCUUAUUUAUUUGCUGAUUAUCAACGGCAAGCUUUUAAACAACUGUAUUAAAUGUUCAGUUUUAACCAACUGACACCUGUAGGCAAGCACUUUCCUAUUUAAUCACUACUUACUUAGGGUUACACCCCCUUUUUCUUGCCACAGUUAUCGUGACACUCUGAGUUCCUAUUCCUUUCCCCAUUAAAAUUCUUUGCCUCUGAUGUUUGCAGGUUAGAGAGUGAAAUUCACAAACCCAGGACAGAUAAUGGAGGGAGAGAUGAUGAGUAAGUAUCACUCCUGUAUGUUCGUUUCUGUGUUCACCGUUGCUGUCUCGUGGCACCUCCAUUUAGUUUCCUGUCUGUCAGACUUUUCCUGAUGGCUCUCUCAUCCUGCUAGAAGUGAUCAGCAUUUGUCCCUCUCUGUUACUUAUUGAUGAAGUAAAUUACAAUAAAAAUGCUCCCAUCGUUAUUUUAUCCAAUGUAAACAAGCAUUGGAAUUCCAGAUGAUGCAUCGAUAAUACCAGAGACUGUCUAUUCAGAAUUGAUAACAACCAGUUCUAAAGCUUUGGGCACAUGUCUAGGUGUGCGCGCUUAACGGCAUAUUGUGUCAAAGAUGCCAUAUAUUUACAAGUUAGAUUUCUUGAUAAUCUGUCAAAGGGUCAUGAGUUCUAUUCCCGGUGGGAUGAACUCUGCUUUUUAUACUUUCAAGGGACGACGAGUUGUGAUAACGUCUCUUUGUGAACUGCUGAUUUAGUUAAAUCAAGGAGCUCUGGAACCCGAUUGGGGGAGAAAGCACUGCAUAAAUAUUUAUUAUUCCCUGUAUUCUUAUAUAGAAUAUGAAAGUUAAACUACUCCUACUUCUUGGACAUUGGUAAAUUUAUCUUGGUUACAUUUCCUGAUCCUCACUUAUAUGCUUAUUGAUAAACUAUAUUUACAGUGUCAGCAGCCUCUUCUAUGCCUGGAUGUCUCAUUACCCUGAUGAUUUUACAUCACUUGACCCUGAGAAGAGAAAGCGUCUGUCGCUGUGCCUCUCUAGGCUGUUAAAAUCCAACUUGGUGGCAAGACUUCAGGAACUGAGUGUGGAACAAGUGGAUGACCAAGAGCCUCUUACCCCGGUGGAAGAAGAAACAAGUGCCUCAGACCCUUUAGAUAUCCUUAUCUACCAGGCUGGAUAUGUGGCAGAGCAACUUACCUCACUGGAAGCUGUGAGCACAUGAAGAACAACUUAUUGUCUUUGUACUGGCCUAUGUCACUAUAUGUAAAAAAAAAACAAAAGUAUUUUAGAUUUUUAGAGCGCCUAUCCAAUUCUUCUUCUUUCCAUGGAGACCGUUCCUAUUUUGUUUUAUUGUUAAACUAGAGCCUGUGUCAGAAUAACUAAUGGUUUAUGUAGAUCUGUUCUUUAGUAUGCCUCAUUAUUGGCAUGUAGGAGAACUUAACUCGUGUUCCAAAACCUUGAACUAAAUCCCCCUAGAUAUGACGCCGAGGACUGGCAGAUAUAUCGUCCUGGCUGUCACUCAGACAGUCAAAGAGAUUUUCUUCCACAUCCGAUUGGCUUCACAGAGUUAAUGAAAGUGGCAAGUGCUCACUUCUCAUUGAGCUGUACUACAUCAAGAAGCAAAGGAAAGCUGCGAACGCGUGCAUGCGCAUGCUGACCGCUCCAGCACAGUGGCUUCUCCGUGAGAAGCCUCUGGUUGGAGUAUUCAAUGGCACAGACUAAAAGUAUGUGCUGGGGAUAAAGGGGAGGGCUUGUAAAGGCUGCAGACAAGAGAUUUCACAUUUUGCAAGCAGUUUUUAGAUAUACCCCAAUAAUAAAAUACAGAAAUGUUUGUUUUCCCCCAUUUUAAAAAAUGUAUUAUUUAUGAUUUUGCAAUGGAGUAUUACUUUAAAUCCUCCUGUUUUGUUUUCCCUCCGCAGUCACUCUUCUUGCGAGUUGUCCCCUUUGAAUGCCUGGGAUCAGUGUGGUCUCGGAGAGACAGAGGAGGAGAGCAAUGUGACCGCUGCCACAGUGUCAGAGAAACCGUUCGUCACUUCAACCGUUUGUCUGGGGCUGUGACCUCAUCAUGUGUCAGGGACCCCCAUCUUCGACCACAACAGAGAGCUCGAAUCCUCGAGAAGUGGGUGAAGGUGGCAGAGGUAAGAAGGCUGUUGCAGUUAUCACUUUUUGGUGUGCCAGGGCUGUCAUCCCGCAGGUCUAUCUUUAAUACCAUCUUGGCCUUAUAAUUCAAAGUGAUACUGUGCUUAUUUUUAUAGUUGUACUGGGCUCUGCACUAUUUUUUACUUACUGAUAUUAUGUUACGAUGCUCAUACAAAAUGUUUUUUAUUAAUUUAAUACUCUAUUGCAUGAUGCUCUUUUUCAUUAGUUCUCUAUUGCAUGAUACUCUGUUGUAUGAUGCUUUUAUAAUUGACCAUAUGUUAGAUAAUUAUUUUAUCCAACAGUCUUAAAACUACUCUCAUUCUCUCAAAUUAUCAUAUACCCACCUCGCGUUUUCUGUUAUAUCAUCAUUACUGAUGGUGUCUCUUUUAUUAAUGUCCCUGUGUCAGAGCUUCCCUUUCUCUCAUCAAUGCACUGUUCUCUGUGUGCCUUGGAAAUCAAAGUGAAGCUCACAUUUUACGACCGAAAUCGCUGUAUUGAAGCAUCACUAACUUACUUUCCCAGUUGAUGCUAUCUUGGCCUUAAAUUUUACAUUCUGAAUUCCAGACUCUCUGUGUGUGUGAGUGAACGUGUGUGUGUGUGUGUCUGUGUCUCACACUCUCACUCAUUAUUGUAUUUCUCUUUGAAUUCCAAACAAAUCUAAUUUUAGUGAAUAAAAAGUGCAUUUUAAUGUUAAGGCAAAACAGCUGAGAUGGAAAAAUUCUCUAAUUCUCUUUGGAUAUUUUGACCUUAAAUGUAAAUUUUGCUUAGUAUACUCUGGCUCUCUUAUUUGUGUAAUUAGUUAUUUCCCUCGUUUCCCCUCUGUGUUGCUUGGGGCAAUGAGGAAACAUUAGACUGGGCAGCAGCAGGGUGGCUGUGAUUGGCUGAGAGUGUCACCUGACUGCGUUCAGCUUAUCACAGCGCUCAUUACAGGCAUGAAUCGAUACGGCUUAAAGGAAGUGUGUAAUCUCUGCCUUAGCCAUACCGGCAGGGCCAGGCUGUGGGUAAAAUGUCUUUGUACUGUCCCUCCAUGCAAUGUAACAGUACAACCAAUGCAAUGAGAUGGAAUAGUUAGAGUGCUUGCAGUGUCUGUGUACUUUUCUUUGUGUAUAACUUUUGUUAAUGUUUUUUUUUGUUUUUUUUGUGUGUGCGUCUGUCUCUCUCAAUAAUGUCCUUUUCUUUUUCUCCUUGAAACUUCUCUAACUGUACACUUGACCGUAUCUGAGAACCCAGCCCUGCUUCUCAUGGCAGUCUCUUUCUGUAACACUCUCAUUAGGAAUGUUGGAGUCUCAGGAACUUCUCGUCUGUCUAUGCCAUUUUCUCUGCUCUGCAGAGCACUGCUGUUCACCGUCUAAAGAGAGUGUGGGCUGAGACAUCCAGGUAACCAGACUGCAGGUACUAAGUAUCUGUCUAAAUGUAACAGCGGGCAAAGAUUAUCACAACUCAGAGUGGGAAAUAAUGUAUAGUGCCCCAAAGGAUAUCUGUGUAUUUUAUUUUUUUACUUAUACAUGUGACUGACAAAUAUUGACAUUGGGGUACAGUGAAAUAUUUUUUUUUUUUUUAAAUGAGCUCUUCAUCUGUCAACUAUUUUCUAUUUUGCUCCAAUAUAAUAAUUGUCAAUCAAAUCUUGUAUAGAAUAGAACAUUAUCGGUGAAAGGUCUUUAUAAGCUGUAAGUCAAGCCGCCAUACUCCUACUGCAGUGUUAUUGCUGUUAUUUAAUCCCAUGGUCAUGUCACGCAGGGAAAUCCAGCGCAGUUACCAGGAAAUAAGUGACGUUUUCUCUGAGAGGGACAACUAUGCCCGAAUGAGGGAGCUGCUUUUCCAGGUGAGCAAUCCAUGCCACCUACCUUGUCUGUUUGUCAUUUUCUCCAUUUCACACUCUUUCAAAAUAUGGUGUGUGUAUGUAUAUAUAUUGAAACAUAUACAUACAAAUCAGGUGGAGUGUAAGGUGGACCUUGAAUUCAGGUAUCACAGACAGCUGAAAGUAUAUAAAGAAAACACAACCUAGUGCAAUAUAGUCUGGUACAAUUACAUGUAUAAUAAUCAACAGAUGUUGUACUCACAAACACAGAGCCAGUUACACUAGGCUCAAUGUGCAGGCUGGUGGGAAUAUUAGGAGGGAUCCCACUCCCUGGCUGAGCAGAAUCAAGUAGUGUGCCAAAGAUCUUCCACUUAAUAACGCUCCAGGUCCAAAGAUCUUCACUUAAUAAUGCUCCAGGGCAUUAAAUCAUGGUAAAAAUCCAAUUUAUUAAACACAUAAAAAAAAAAAUAACAGGCAUAGACUUCUUGUCCUGGUGUCAGUCUUAUAUGGUUCCCCUUUGAUUAUCAAUCCGGAUCCCCUGUGAGCCGUGAGUGACUUCCGUCUUCCUCCUAUGACGUGUCACUCUGCCGUCCUCACUCUGAAGUUGUACUUUCGGUCUCGGUCUGUAUUUGGAACGCAUAUGCAUUCCACCUUCGGAAUAAACUUUAUUGUCCCCUCAAUAUAGGAGUAUAAACGAACAGCUGAUGUAUAAGAAGCAUGACCCCAAAAACAAGUAUAUUAGUUGCAAAUAUGGGAGAAAAUUUAUAAGGAUAUUCAGAAUGAUGGUCUAAUACCUAAAUAAUAGAAUAUGUAAAGCAGGCAGCAGAGUAAGAAAUAAGUAAAUAUAGAAAGGUGAUAAAACAAUGACAAUCAAAUAUACAUAAAAUUGAGUAUAUAGAGAAGGCAGCAAGAUAAAAAAUAGGCUGAUCUUAAGAAAGGAUGAUACAAUAAAACAUGCUUAAAAGGCUGAACUUAAAAAGGGAUGAUACAAUAAAACGUGCGCGAAAGGGGCGAUGUAGUAAUUUAAAAAAAAAAUUUUUUUAUAAAUAAUUCAGAAAGUGUCUAAGAUUUACACCAUAGUGAACACGUGUCCCUUUCAUACAUUAAAAUAACUAUGCUUAAAAUCGGUUUAAAAGUUAUUUAGUUGUUGUUGUCCUGGGGUUCUUAGAUAAACCUCAACUACCUAAUAGCAAAUAAGUCAAUGUAGUAGCGAGCACUUUUGCAAAAUAUAAAAAAAAAUAUUAAAAAAUAUAUAUAUAAAAAAAAUAAUAAUUAUAAAAAAUUCUCUACAUUUUCUAAUAUACAUAUAUUCACAGAAAGUGGCAUAACUCAAAAUCUGAAUUUAAACCGUGGGGAACAAGGGUAUUAAAGUUAAAAAUUAAUCUCAUUUCCUCCUUCCCUAUUUUGUUAGUAUAGUCUCCACCUCGCCAGUCUUUUUUAACUAAUUUCAGAGCACAAAAAAACAACUCUGUAGGGUCUUGGUUAUGCAUAGUUUUAAAGUGCUGAGAUACGCUAUGAUUUUCAAAGCCUUUCUUUAUAUUUCGAAUAUGUUCACUUAAUCGGACAUUUAAAGGACGAAUUGUCCUACCCAUAUACAGCAAGUUGCAAGAGCAUUUCAAGAGGUACACUACACCAUGUAAGACUAAGAUUAUACACAGAGGCACUAAGAAUUUAAAAAACAUGUUGGUGAAGUUGUCUGAGAACGGAUAAACCUAAUGAGUUGACAAAAAAAACUUUCAGGUUUUUAUAGAUGUGGAAGUUGCCUCCCAUGUAGAACAACUAAGAGCCACAAGAGGCACUACACCGACAUAAGCCACAUUAUCGGACAGCAGUAUACUAUUAAAGAUCACACUACAUGCCAUCGAAAGGUGUAGUGCACCUCUUGAAAUGCUCUUGCAACUUGCUGUAUAUUGGCAGGACAAUUUGUCCUUUAAAUGUCCGAUUAAGUGAACAUAUUCGAAAUAUAAAGAAAGGCUUUGAAAAUCAUAGCGUAUCUCAGCACUUUAAAACUAUGCAUAACCAAGACCCUACAGAGUUGUUUUUUGUGCUCUGAAAUUAGUAAAAAAAAAAAAAAGACUGGAGAGGUGGAGACUAUAUUAACAAAUAGGGAAGGAGGAAAUAAGAUUCAUUUUUAACUUUAAUACCCUUGUUCCCCACGGUUUAAAUUCAGAUUUUGAGUUAUGCCACUUUCUGUGAAAGGAUAUGUAUAUUAGAAAAUGUAGAGAAUUUUUUAUAAUUUUUUUUUCUUUUUUAAUGUUUUUUUAUAUUUUGCAAAAGUGCUCGCUACUACAUUGACUUAUUUGCUAUUAGGUAGUAGAGGUUUAUCUAAGAGCCCCAGGACAACCGCAACUAAAAAAACUUUUAAACCGAUUUUUAAACAUAGUUAUUUUAACGUUUGAAAGGGACACGUGUUCACUAUGGUGUAAAUCUUAGACACUUUCUGAAUUAAUAAAAAAAAAAACCCAACCUUUUUAUUACAUCGCCCCUUUCGCGCAUGUUUUAUUGUAUCAUCCCUUUUUAAGUUCAGCCUUUUAAGCAUGUUUUAUUGUAUCAUCCUUUCUUAAGAUCAGCCUAUUUUUUUAUCUUGCUGACUUCUCUAUAUACUCAAUUUUAUGUAUAUUUGAUUGUCAUUGUUUUAUCACCUUUCUAUAUUUACUUAUUGUUUUUUACUCUGCUGCCUGCUUUACAUAUUCUAUUAUUUAGGUAUUAGACCAUCAUUCUGAAUAUCCUUAUAAAUUUUCUCCCAUAUUUGCAACUAAUAUACUUGUUUUUGGGGUCAUGCUUCUUAUACAUCAGCUGUUUGUUUAUACUCCUAUAUUGAGGGGACAAUAAAGUUUAUUCCGAAGGUGGAAUGCAUAUACGUUCCAAAUACAGACCGAAACUGGAAGUACAACUUCAGAGUGAGGACGGCAGAGUGACACGUCAUAGGAGGAAGACAGAAGUCACUCACGGCUCACGGGAUCCGGAUCGAUAAUCAAAGGGGAACCAUAUAAGACUGACACCAGGACAAAAAGUCUAUGCAACUGAGGAAGCGUAUUUAGGCGAAACGCGUUUUGCAAGUAUUUAAACUCACUAGAGACUUAGCAGUAUAUACUGCCUGUUAUUUUAUUUUUAUGUGUUUAAUAAAUUGGAUUUUUACCAUCAUUUAAUGCCCUGGAGCAUUAUUAAGUGAAGAUUUUUGGCCCUGGAUCGUUAUUAAGUGGAAGAUCUUUGGCACACUACUUGAUUCUGCUCAGCCAGGGAGUGGGAUCCCUCCUAAUAUUCCCACCAGCCUGCACAUUGAGCCUAGUGUAACUGGCUCUGUGUUUGUGAGUACAACAUCUGUUGAUUAUUAUACAUGUAAUUGUACCAGACUAUAUUGCACUAGGUUGUGUUUUCUUUAUAUACUUUCAGCUGUCUGUGAUACCUAAAACCUAGGUCCACCUUACACUCCACCUAAUCUGUAUGUAUAUAUUUUGUUUUGUGGUGAGGAGAGAGGUUAUCACACAGGUGUUUUAGAGUGUGGUGUUAUCUAUUUGUUGUCACAUAGUGGGACUCUGUAUUCUGUUUAUUUUGUGUAAUUAUUGAAACAUGGCUGUUAAGGGGAAAAAGAAGCAGAGGGAGGGAGAAGACAAAUUUUAAUAAAUGGCACCAAAUAUUCACUGAAAUUUAGACGUGAAAGUGUUGUCAUUGUAUCUCUUUACUGUUAUUGUGUCAUUAAUAAUUCUGUGUGCUUUGGGAAAGAAACAAACCAGGUGUGGGGUUGGGAGGUUUAUUCAUUGCAUUAUGCACCUUUACUCCCAACUGCUUCAACGUAAGCUGAACAUGAUCAUUUACAUAACAUGGCUCACAAUCAUUUCCCUUCCAAAUCUUCUCUCUGCAGUCUCAGGACACAUCCGAUGUAAACUCGAGGAGACACCCUGUUCGCUCUAAAGACCCCCGAGCAGCGGUUAGAAAAUGACCUUUAUUUUCUCACAUUCAGUUUACACUGUUGAUCAUUAACCCUGAUCUCUUUUGAUUGUAUCCUCUAUCCCUUCUUUCUUAUCGCUGUCUAUGUCCCCUUCUGUUUGUAAUGUAUUUGCUAAAUUUAAGUAUUGCCUUGCUACAAAUGGCUGUGAGCCUUGAAAUAAAAGGAAGUCCCAAUAUUGCCAGAAUUCUGAGGUCACUGCCCUGAAUAACUGCUUCCUGUUUCCAUCGGUUGCAGUGUGCAACAAGUUAUAGCUAAAGUGCAUGCUGAUGGGCUGUAUAAUUGCUGAAGCCUUCUCCAACUUACUCGCACUAUGUCAAUGUGAUCGUCCUCCCACACAUACGUAUAUAGUUCCUUUCUAAACCAUUUACCAUGUUACAUUUUCCGGCGAUGUCUUUCUCUAUGUCCUUUUUAAGUUACAUUUUCUUUAUCUCAGGGUGUCAUUCCGUACCUUGGAGUUUUCCUUACAGACCUGGUCAUGUUGGACUCCGCUAUCAGGGAUCAUCUGGAGGUAACACUACUAGAAGGAAAAACUCUGUAUGCCUUCUUGGUUGGUCUAUUGGUGGUUCUAUAGCCCAGGGUUGGGUCACAGUGUGCUAUAUGACACAAGAAGAAGCAUUGACUAGGUUUAACCAGCGACAUAUGGCACAGAGGCAAAGAAACAAUUUAAAACAUUGGAAAAUGGUUGAGGAAAUCCACACAAUUUCUUUAUUGCCCUCGUUCACUUGAUGUGCAUUGGGCUGACGGCUAGAUCCUGGUCAUCAGGGGUUCUUGGUGACCAGUGCCUUAUUAUAUGAUAAACGGACGGCAUUUGAAGUGGAACUCUUUAUGCAGUCCAAAGUUUUUUAAUGUAAUGUCUUUUUGUGUUUCAGAAUGGCUAUCUAAACUUUGAGAAGAGAAGAAAGGUAAGAUUGUUAUAUUUUAUUUAUAAUUCUAAAUGGCCGUACAUUUACUGAUAUUUAAUUUUUUCUUACUGAUUUUUGCACAUCUGCCAACAGUCCUGAAUCUUGAGAACUGUUCCUCUGCUUUAAAAUGUGUCCCAGUGUUUGGCUUCGCUGAUGCCAUUCCACCUGCUUUUUAUCUGCCCUCUGUGAGCUCAAGCAAGCUUCUAAUGCUAUCCUUGUACUGGUAUAAAAGUUGUUUAGGAGGGAACGGUCCUGACUAUACUCCCCAGUUCCGACAGCUUUGCACAUCCUGUGAUCUCAAUUUUUCUUAAUCGUCUGCUGUAGACUGCUGGUUGGUUGGUCACUGUAACGGAUCGCCUGGCACCCCGGCUGAGUACCUCCGUUAAAGGAUGCUCCUAGCCUUUCCUGAGGACUCCAAGCACUCUGGCAGACACCACAAUCACCGAACCGGAGAAACAAAUAAAUUCUCCCAAGCAUAUGAAUGCUGUAGACAGUUGAAUAGGAACCAUACGAAUAGGUUUACUCUCCUAGCAGUCAAACUGGAACAGCAUACAAUAAAUCCUUCCCCCAAUAAUGAGACGACACUUCACUUUGAGGGUUAAAACAGGAACUCUCUGUACUGUCACAUACAGUCUCUUUUAUUCCCAAUCCACAAACAUAGUACAGCCCACAGGGCGUUACAAAACAACCAAUCAAUCCGUACAAUACACCCAGACACUCCCACACAAAAUCCUCCCCUCUGCAUGUGAUAUGAUUACUGAACACAAUGGGUAAUCUCAUUAUCACCGGCAGAGGAAUACAGUUUUUACACAAUAUUUAUAACUUCUAAAAUAUACAUGUCACAAACAUAAAACAUACAUUUUCAUAAUCAAUCCAUUCAGGGGAACAACAUAUUAAAAAAUGGCACGAAUCAGACCAGGGGUUCAAAAGUUAAGGGAAAGUCCUUUGUGACUAAAUGAAGCAUGGCUUUCUGGCCCAAACCAGUUUCAGAGUCUUCUAUCCUGGAGAGUAAUUCAAUUAUCUCCCAGGACAGACACAAGACUCCAUUAAGCACAUGGUUGCAAAAAGACACAAAACACUUUAAAAUACAUAGUCACCUUUUACCCAUAAGACACAGACAUUUCAGAUAGCUGGGAUCUGAGCGCACAAAACUACCGAAUAGCGCUCAGAUCCUAUUCACACAGUUCAAUUGCCAUGGAGCUGAAGUCUUUAACUACACGAAUGGGCUCCAUGGCAUAGCUAUCUGGGUUAACACAUUCACAUAAAGUCUGGUCCAUAGUCCAAAGGCAAGAGGCGGGCAAGCAGCCCCCUCCAAGGACACGUGGCGCGGUCGGUUUCACCAGUCACCAUCUUGAAACCUCUGCAGUCAAUGGGAGAUGAUAUUAAGCCAACCCCUCAUUAACCUUGGGAAGCCAGUCAUGCCUUUCCUGCAACUUCACAUGGAAGCCCUGACUUCUCAGAGCUCCCAAAGACAAACCGAGGCAAAUAUGUAACCUUUUUCCUGAUGUGACCUUUGAUACCUUGUUUUAUUGUAUAUACCAGCCACUACUACAUUAUUUACUCUUCUGGCUCUAUUGCAUAUUCAAUUUCUGCUCCUGUAAACUUAGUGUCCAUCUUAGAAAAUCUCUUUUCCCUUUGCUAGGAGUUCGAGUCACUCUCUCAGAUUCGCCUCCUACAAUCAGUCUGUCUUGGUUAUCGAAUUGACACCGACCCGCAAUUUGUCAGCUGGUUUCGAAGACUCCCACCAAUCAGUGAGAGCGAGAGGUGAGCAUCUAUGAUCUGUAUAGAUGUAUGUGAUGUGAAAUAUGUACAGAAAAAAUAUCCAGUCUAUAUCAGAUAUAUUUGGACAGAAAGCAUUAACAAGACUGCUAAAUAACAAAAGGUGUGAAUGCGGAUUCCCUAACAGUAAAUAUGUUAAUAUAUCUCUAGUGGGCAUAGGUAACUCGAAUGUUUUGUUUGCAGUUAUCACCUGUCAUGUGACAUUGAGCCAACGCAGGAUGCAGUCACUACCACUACAACAGUCAAACCGACUGUGAUCAUUACACAUUGCACAGAGUGAGUACAGAAACCUUGAUCAGCCUGACACAAUACCAACUAUCCUGUAGCCAGGGUCAUUUUUACUCCUUAACUACUACUAUGUAACGAGGAUUGAAUGCUUGAGGCUUUGUAAAAGCAGAUGUAUCCGGAUGAUUUCUACUAGCUAUUAUCUACAUGCUGGCAAAGAAGCAAAUGCUCUCCUUGUUCGGACUUGUAAAGAUUACUCAUAUGUAUUUGCCCAUCCUUGCAACCACGAUAUAAAAUGCAUGCUUGAACACAGGAUUCUGGGUUUAUAUGUAAGCGACAGGAGGGAGAGACGCGGUUAAUGAUGAUCAGAGUGGAAAAGGGAAGCGGGAUUAGAGGAAGUGUGUUUACAUGUAGUGGCAGAAAAAGGGGAAGAGAUGGUGCAUAGGGAGAGAAAUAAUCAGUGACGUUUGUGUGUAAUAUAAAAAUAUCAUCUUACACACCCAAAUUGGAAUGGGCUCCUAAAAGUAUGGGCAAAACAGUCAAUUAUGCUUAUUAUUGUUUAUAAAGCGCCAACAAAUGUCGUAGCGCUGUAGAAUAGAUUAGUGUUCACAUUACCGCAGUUCACAUUUUUGAGCUACCUUGUGGUAUUAGCCCUUCCACGUGUAUAUAUAAAGCACAGGUAUGCAUCUAUAUCCAAACCUAUAGUAAAUAUAUUCCUGACGAUUUUAAUAACUUGCAUAAAAAUAAAGGGACACUAUAGUCACCAGAACAACUAUAGCUUAAUGUAAUUGUUCUAGUGAGUAUGCGUGAAAAUGCCUGAAGGCAAUGAUUAAACACUGCCUUUUCAUUGCCCCUAGGAACACAUCCAAGUGGCCACUGGAGGCGCUUUCUGGCUCAGUGCCGUUCAGCAUCUGCACGCUCUGCAUGGGGACACUGAAUUUUCCUCAUAGAGAUGCAGUGAGUCACUGCAUCUCUGAGGUGCUGUUUGGCCAAAACUGCAUUUGGCCCUGCCCCUUGCCGAUUUCAGCCAAUCCAAUGCUUUCCCAGGAUUGGCUAAAAAUCAGCAAUUCUGAUGUCAGCAAGGGGCGGUGCUAGCACCAGCAGACCUGCAUGGCCCUUGAAUUAAGGUAGGUUAAGUGCUUUUAAGGGGACUAUUUGGGGGGGGCAAAGCUAUCUAAAUGGCGUGUUUAACACUAUAGGGUCAGUAAUACAUGGUGUGUUCCAGGCCCUAUAGUGUUCCUUUAAAUGUAUUUCAGAUGUGUGUUUUUUGUUUUUUUCACUGUUUGUAAAAGGAAAUGUCAGCUGAUGGUGUGUGUGUGUUUGUAUUUUGCGGGGCAAAGUAGAUUUGUGUCUGACUCCAUAUAUUUGUAAUUAGCAGAUCUGUUUAUGGCAAUAGAUAGCUGUACACAGAAUCAAAAGUGACCUUGACAGUGUUUAAUAAGACCCUGUUCGAUUUCCUCUCUAAUCACGCAGACUCCUGGCAUCCAUUGCUGCUCCAUUUGGACCCAGUAUGCACCUGGUGUCCUGGGACACACCCUGCGACCGACUGAUGCCACUAGGCCAGGUAUUGGUGUAUAUAUAUUUUAACUGACUGGGACCCAGCUCUCUGUGUAUGACUUCACUACAUCGUGAGGUUUGCCCUGCUCAUAUGUACCUUCCCAUGGUCUUUUACAUUUCCUCUUUCUUUCACUCAACAGCAGCAGAAGAGCCCAUCAGUGCCUGCUCUCAACAAGCAGGAUUCUCCCAUGCAAACUCCCAAAGGGAUUCUGGCUGUCCCAGUACGCACUCACAGACGUUCCGCUUCCUGCGGUAGUACUAUAAAUACUGCCGCACCUAAUGGUGCCUCUACAACCUCAAGCAACCUAGAUCUCCACACUUCGCAGGAUUCUACAGGAGAUCAGCGUAUUAUCCGUGCGCGGGUAGAGCCAGCAGAGGAAAACAGCGUAUACAAGAGUGUGCGGGUAAGUAUGCAACACAGCUCUAUCCACAGUUUGUAAAAAUACAAUAAUUGUAUGGGUAACGGCUAAUAUUUUGUGCCAUAGAUCAGCAGCCAGGAAAAAGCCCCAGCGGUUAUUGACAGAAUCCUCAGGAAACAUCACAUAAAUCCCCAGGGGCGACAUGAGCUGGUCCAACUACUGCCAGGAGGCAAAGGUUAGAUUCCUGCUUACAGUUCUAUAGACAGUCUUCUUGGUCUCUGUAUCCAAAUUUAAAAGCUUAUGAUUCAGUACUACAUAGCUCUUUUGGAUGCACCUGCAAGAAGCCCCAGAUCUUCCGGACUGUUGUAUGGAUUGCUUUCUAGGAAUUUUUAAAUAGAAAUUUUGUUUAUUUACAAACACAAAAGUGAAAAUCUAAAUGUACCAUAAUUUCUUGUAUUAUAUUGGUAUGUUUGCCAAGUCAUGUACACUUAUGUUAAGUAUUGUACGGUGUUCAUUUGCCCAAACAUGCUUUGAUUUCUGGUUUUCAUGGUUUAUGACAUUCUAUUGCAGAGCUGGUGAUCCCAGGAACUGCCAAUGUGUUCUAUGCCAUGAGCUCAGCCAGCCUAGAUUUCUUGCUCCGUCCUUACCAUGCCAACCAACCAGCACUGUCUCCAGGUCCUCUGUCUGCCACCCGCAUGCAGAUCAGUGCCACCUUUCCCAAAAUGAAGGCAAAGGCAGGAGACCUGGCAAGAGCACUCUUCUGAGUUACAUUUUCAUCUUUUCUACAUGUGAUGCCUGGAAGGAUAUAUGCCUCCUUGGAAUAGUGGCCAUGGACAAUGGCAUUCAAUGUUCCUGAAGACAUUACGUUAUGAAGGGUAUCCGUUCCUCAGGUUGGAUUUUCUAAUCUGGAGUCAUUGUGACACAAGUUGAUAUGGAAAGUUACACGGAGGGGAAAAAUGCCUUGAGCUUCGGAACAAAACCCAAUCGUUCUGAUCCUAGAGAAGCAUGCACAAGGUCAAAGAUACACAGUCGCCUUGAACAGACAUUGGUGCUAGUGCAUUUUGGUGAAAAGAACUAAAUUCAAUUAAAAAGGAACUAUUGUUUUCCAACCCAGGAAGGGACUGUAUGUUGCUGCUGCUUUCUAUACACUAUCAAUAAAACACUAUAUAUUGUAUGUAAUUAAGCUGAAUAUAAAAUGUAUUUUUAAUUUUGUGCAUAAUAAACAUGAAUAAGUAAAUAUGCACAAAUAUAUGGCAAUUUGCUCUUUUUUACGUCUAUUCUUAGUAUUGUGGCGUUUAAACUGAUUUUGAAAGCAGUUUCCUUUUUAUUCUAAAACUGAUCAGGACUGGGUAACAGAGUUGCCAAAUUAACAAUGUGACAAAGCAGACACAUGAAGGUUAAAGAGGCAUUGUAGGAACUAGGGGCAGAAUAAAAGGCACAAUCUGAAUUGUAGAGGAGUGUCACAGAUCCAAAGACCUAGAAAUAGUAUUAAGGGGAUGGCAAAGGAGUUGGAGCCAAGGCCAACUAGGAUUUGCAAGAGAAGAGAUGCUCAACUGACACACCGCUUACUGGAACACUAACCAAUUAAACUAAUAGCAAACAUUACAUGUUCACAAUCUUAAAAGCUUGAGUGACAUGCGUACAAAUCACCAGCAAAUGUUGACAAAUACUUACACCUGCAAUCUGUGCAUAUGAAAGCACACAUUUCUCUGUAUGCAAGUGUAUUAUCCUUAUUGUGUAUCUGCCAAGUAGAUAUUCACACGGCAUAGGCUCCAUGCAGUAACACAGAUAAACAACUGGAUGUAGACACAGAGCUGGAGUGGCCAUUUUAUUGGGUUUUUCCCAUUCUGGUACAUUUAUCUACAAUAACUGCACCCAGUCUCUGCCCUGACAAUGGGGCAAAAUGGCUCCCAGUUGGUUUUAUAAAGGACAGGUCCAGUGCUCCUUGAUGAAGAUAAUUAAAGUUUAAUAGCAAGGCCAAUCUGCUCCAGGACACAAUAGGUCGGACAAAGUGGGGCUGGGUUAAUUGUGGUUCCUCAAGCUUUUACAGGGCCCUUGCCUUGCGCUCGUUGGUAUUCCUGCUGAAGCUUAGUAAGGGUAGCUCUGUGCUGCUCUGAGCGCUGCUCCAUGUCCUUCAUUAGGGUCUCGUGUCUCUUUCUGGAACAGAGGAAGAGAUUAACAGUUAGUAAGUUCUCAUCAAAGACCUAUCAUAUACAUACACACCACUGAUGGAGAGAGCAGCCACACAUUUUAAC
This is a messenger RNA of Pelobates cultripes (western spadefoot toad), 30794 nucleotides long. The record is from the annotation of a GenBank genome assembly. NCBI's taxonomy places the organism in Eukaryota, Metazoa, Chordata, Amphibia, Anura, Pelobatidae.